This is a messenger RNA of Rhagoletis zephyria (snowberry fruit fly), 873 nucleotides long. Lineage: Eukaryota; Metazoa; Arthropoda; Insecta; Diptera; Tephritidae. The record is from RefSeq and is a predicted model, not a curated record.
AUGGACGAGCACAGUCGGACGCGCAUUUGCGCGGCGCCGGGCGCCAGUCUGGUGGCGAAGGCGCUGGCCCCGGCCAAUCGGCGCAUUCAGGCGAUUCAGGCGCUCUCGCAUGGCGCCCACUCGAGGUCGAUGGCCGCAAAUGAGGGCUAUCAGAUGCAGCAACUCCAGCAGAAUGGACAUCUCGGAGGACAGCAGCAGCAGCACUAUCACCACCAUCCGCAACAGCAACAAUUGCAACAGCAGCAACAGAUGCAGCAAAAAAUGUACCNUCCGGCCAACAGGCGCAUUCAGGCAAUUCAGGCGCUCUCGCAUGGUGCCCACUCGAGGUCGAUGGUCGCUAAUGAGGGUGGCGGUGGCUAUCAAAUGCAGCAACUCCAUCAGAAUGGACAUCUCGGAGGACAGCAGCAGCAGCACUAUCACCACCAUCCGCAACAGCAACAAUUGCAACAGCAGCAACAGAUGCAGCAAAAAAUGUACCGGUCGACGGCGGUGAACACCUCCGAGCAGAUGACGAUGGAGCCUCGGUCACAGUCGGCGAAUGAGCCUCGCAUGAGCAGCCAGGGCGGUCAGGGCAAUCAGGGACCGGGCGUCUCAUCGCAGAGCGCCUCCCAUCUGGUCACCACUGGCACGGCCACUGAUGAUCUGCAGCUGCAGCAGCAAGGCGACCAUGGUGCUCAGCCGGGCACUAGCACCGGCACCAUCAAACCUCGCUCCCAGCGACCCAAAUCGCUGAUGGCCAUUGACAGUNACAUCUGGUCACCACUGGUACGGCCACUGAUGAUCUGCAGCUGCAGCAGCAAGGCGACCAUGGUGCUCAGCCGGGCACUAGCACCGGGGCCAUCAAACCUCGCUCCCAGCGACCCAAAUCGCUGA